AUGGCGUCGAAGCUAGAUUUAGUCCUUUUCAUGAUUUCUUUCUGCAUACUGGUUCCAAGCCUGAGAGCAUCCAUUGCUAACGACAGCAACGUUGGUCAGUUUGAUGCUGUCUGGAAGGAACGAGAGCUGAAAGCUGAGAAAACUGCCCUCAAGGCCUAUCAACGCAACCCUGAAAAGUUACCGACGACUUCAACGAAAGUGUUCAAGAGUAAGGUCGAUGAUUUAAACUUUGAAGAUGAUGAUCAGGUAAGCAACAUCACAGGGAGGCAUCUACUGGGGAAAAAAUACAAAGGGCCCUGCAAGGCCACAAACCCAAUCGACCGCUGCUGGCGAUGCAGGAAGGACUGGGCCAACGACCGGAAGAAGUUGGCCAGCUGCGUGAAGGGCUUCGGGCGCAGGACACGUGGAGGCAAGAGAGGCGAAUUCUACGUCGUCACCGACCCUUCCGACAGCAACGUGGUCGAGCCCAAGCCCGGGACUCUCCGCCACGCCGUCAUUCAACCGCAGCCGCUGUGGAUCAUAUUUGCACGCAGCAUGACUAUCAGGUUGACGCAGGAGCUCAUAAUGACGAGCCACAAGACAAUUGACGCACGUGGAGCAAAUGUGCGCAUUGCUCAUGGUGCUGGGCUCACGCUCCAGUUCGUCCAGAAUGUCAUCAUCCAUGGGCUCCACAUACACGACAUUGUUCCGGGAAGCGGAGGCACGAUCAGGGACUCUGUGGACCACUUCGGGACCAGAACACAGAGUGAUGGAGAUGGGAUUUCCAUUUUUGGGUCGUCUCACAUUUGGCUCGACCAUCUGUCUAUGUGGAACUGCGCAGAUGGGCUCAUCGACGUCAUCCAAGGCUCCACGGCCGUCACCAUCUCCAACUGCCACUUCACCCGUCACAAUGACGUGUUGCUGUUUGGGGCGAGCGAUUCGUUUGCAGGGGAUGCGAUUAUGCAAAUUACGGUUGCGUUCAACCAUUUUGGAAAGGGAUUGGUGCAGAGAAUGCCAAGAUGCAGAUGGGGAUUUAUCCAUGUUGUGAACAAUGACUAUACACACUGGCUCAUGUAUGCCAUUGGAGGUAGCUCACACCCAACUAUUAUCAGCCAGGGUAACCGUUUCAUAGCCCCACCAAACCACGCUGCAAAGGAGGUGACGAAGAGGGACUAUGCGCCGGUGGGUGUGUGGAAGAAUUGGCAAUGGAGAUCAGAAGGAGAUCUCAUGUUGAAUGGAGCCUUCUUUGUUGAAUCUGGAGUUGCUAAAAAGAACCAUGGAUUUGGAAAGCUGGACAUGAUGACUGCGAAGCCAGGCACAUUCGUUUCAAGGCUCACACGCUUUGCAGGUACACUUGGUUGCAGGGUUGGCCAAAAAUGCUAG
This is a messenger RNA of Prunus armeniaca (apricot), 1362 nucleotides long. Lineage: Eukaryota; Viridiplantae; Streptophyta; Magnoliopsida; Rosales; Rosaceae. The record is from the annotation of a GenBank genome assembly.